UAGCUCAAAUUCCAAGCAUGGACAUGCACACAAUUCGCUGGUAUUUGCUUGGCGAAGGAGAUAAGAUUAGCACAGACAAGCUUAAUACUUUUUCUUCUAAUUUAGCAGAGGAGAUGCAAUCCAAGGCAAGCGGUUUUACAGUGAGCAAGAAAGAGGAGAAAAAGUCAUCUGAAAAUGGUGAGAAAAGACCUAAUUCGUCUGGGUACAGGGGAGUGAGAGAGCGGCCAUGGGGAAAAUUUGCAGCGGAAAUACGAGAUCCCGCUAAAAAGGGCGCACGAGUUUGGUUGGGCACCUUCAAUACGGCUGAAGACGCAGCGCUCGCAUAUGACCGUGCUGCCUUCAGGAUCCGAGGAUCCAGAGCCCUGCUCAACUUUCCUCUCUACUUUGCCAACUCCAGUCAUUCGUCACAGACUAUAACCGAUUUGGGUCGAGGUCAUAUAGAGAGCGGUUGUACCUCCAAAAAGAGAGGGAGAGAAGAGCUGGAAGCAGUGACAGUUAAGCUGCCUCCUCCUUCAACUUGUUCUCCCAUUUCACAGUUUGGUAAAGAUGUUACAAGUUUUCCUAUGCUUUGAGGAAACUGG
Molecule: messenger RNA, 581 nt
Organism: Cryptomeria japonica (Japanese cedar)
Lineage: Eukaryota; Viridiplantae; Streptophyta; Pinopsida; Cupressales; Cupressaceae
Product: ethylene-responsive transcription factor 2-like
Exons: 1
Coding region: 18-572 (184 amino acids)
Biological process (GO): regulation of DNA-templated transcription; ethylene-activated signaling pathway
Molecular function (GO): DNA-binding transcription factor activity; DNA binding
Source: RefSeq, a predicted model, not a curated record